AUGGCGCCUCUCAACGAGACGUUACGGCAGCGAGUUCAAGGUCAUCCCCACACGCGGCUCAACACAACGGGUCUUUCCUUUCCAGAGUCCUCCCCGUAUAGCAACACGGACCUUGAAAGCCUCGCCCUGUUGGACGACAUCAAUUCCACGGCCGGGUUUGAUGAAAGGGCAGUGCGAGAGGUGGAAACUGGCCUUUGGGUCAUGAUCACCCUGUCUGCGCUAUUCCUUGGCUUGAGAUUGUAUUGCAAACGCAAAAAUCCCACCUCCAAACUCCGCUGGGAAGAUGCUGUCCUGGCGGCAUCAUGGAUAAUGCUCCUACUAAACGCGGGCCUGACGACCCUCCUCAUACACAUGGGGCUGGGCUCGCCAGACUUUGCACUCACCCUCGAAAACGUCGAGGACGUGGCACUGGUGGGGCUGUCGUCGCUCACCACGGGCAUCGUGGCGCAGGCGUGGUCCAAGACUUCCUUUGCCAUGACGCUCCUGCGCAUGACCGAGGGCUGGUGGCACCACGUCGUCUUGAUCUCCAUCGUGACUGUCAACCUCCUCUUCGGCGUGUCUGCCACCCUCUUCUGGGUAGGCUGCGGCCCUAUCGAGAAGAGGUGGAGACCGUUGAUCCCUGGAAAGUGCGACGAUGACGCCCUGGACCGCGCCGCUACCUUUGGGGUCAUUGUGAGCGUCUAUUCCGGCUUGGUCGACAUCUUGUUGUCUAUUUUACCCUGGCCCAUCUUGCUCAAGUGGACCAAGAAGACGUCUUCGCACCAGCAUCUAAGCAAGAGGGAAAAGAUUGGCGUCGCCGUCGCGAUGAGCAUUGGCAUAUUCGCCGGCAUCACCGCCUUCGUCAAAGCCAGAUACAUGACGUCCUUCUACAACCCCAGCAUAGAUCUGGGCGACGACGUCGGACGGCUGACGAGCUGGUCGGCCGCCGAGACGACCGUGACCAUCAUGGCGUCGAGCAUCCCGGUGCUGCGGGUGCUGGUGCGCGACGUGGCCAACAAGGAAGGCCGCCGCCUCGCGUCGACGCUGGCGUCGUCCCGCUUGGUGCCCCACCACCCAAAGCGCACCUCGAGCAUGGUCUCGCAGAAGCGGCCGCUCACCUCGCCGCCCACGCCCACGACACCCACCACGCCGUCCACGCCCAGGCCGCUGGUCGAAACCCACGAGGACGUGCUCGUGCCCCGCGUCGCCGCGGCCCCAUCGCCCACCGUCAAGCACUACAGCAGACCGCUGCCGCUGCUGCCGCAUCAGACGGAGGACAGAUCCAGGGCCCGCCGCGAGGGUUGGUAUGUCCUGCGCGACAACGUCGGCGGGCGCGGCAGUCGCGGCAGUCGCGGACGGGGUGCGGACGGUGCUGGUGCAUAA
Pyricularia pennisetigena is the source of this 1362-nucleotide messenger RNA. RefSeq lists its product as uncharacterized. The record is from RefSeq and is a predicted model, not a curated record. Bases 1 to 1362 code for a protein of 453 amino acids. NCBI's taxonomy places the organism in Eukaryota, Fungi, Ascomycota, Sordariomycetes, Magnaporthales, Pyriculariaceae. The transcript is spliced from 4 exons.